UUUGACUCUUUACAUUUCCCAACCUUACCCCCGCGAAUUCUCCCCUUGCAGCAACCUACAUAUAUAGAACCCGAUUCGAUCUCGUUUGAUUACAAUUCUCAAAAUGAACGGGACAGAAUCCGUCGAGUCCCAGUGGCUCACGCAACUCACGGCCAUGCGCCAGGCCAUUGCCGAUCUGAAGCUCCCCAACCCCACCACCGACCAGCUCACGUACGGUAGCGACUUGGAUUUGGAUCUUGACGAUGACUAUUCCUCCCCCGGAACGGUCGAUGAUGUUUGGGACUUGAUCAGCUCCGACGAUGAGUCUACUGGUGAGAGUCUAGACGAAAUCGACGAUCUACCUCUGCCUCCGAGCUCUAUGCAAUACGAUCAGACUUGGCUAGAACAGAGAUGCCAACUUCUCGCAUACAAGAAUCCUGGGGUGGAUGCGAACGAGCUAGUGCAGCAGCUGACGGCCUCCCUGGCCACCGAUAGUAGAGAUGACGAACUACAAAUGUCGCUUGCUGAAAUCGUUGGAUUCGACGACUUGGAUUUUGUGAUUGAGUUGAUCGCACAUCGGAGGGAGAUUCUGGGGAGCAUAAAUACGGGCUCAAAGACCCAGGCACAAACGGAUGGUCUUGCGUUGGGUGGUUUGCAGACAAGGGCUGAGAGAGAGCAGGCUCUACGGCGGCAGGACUACGAGCACAAACAUACCCCUCUGCUUCCCGAACAAGUGCGACAGGAGCCGAAAUAUCCCCAUGUUUUCAAAAGGCACGAUUCAAGGAACGUCUUAGCCUUGAACGGGAAGAGCUAUGGAUUGCCUGUGGGUAGUAAACAGAUUGACGAGCAGAGGUAUACGGAGGUUGAGGUUCCAGCUGCGAAAGUGGGUACUCUCGCAGCUCAACAAAAGUUAGUCGAGAUAUCAUCUCUGGACGGGCUGUGCCAGGGAACUUUCAAAGGCUACAAAGCAUUAAACAGGAUGCAGAGCUUGCUGUAUGAAGUCGCGUACAAAACGAGUGAAAAUAUGCUCAUUUGCGCCCCCACUGGUGCUGGUAAAACGGAUGCCGCUAUGCUGACCAUUUUGAACGCGAUCGGGAAGAACACCGUUCCUAGCCCUGUGGAACAGCCCGAUGCAACUGAUUUCACGGUACUAGUAGACGAUUUCAAAAUUGUUUAUGUGGCACCCAUGAAAGCUCUAGCGGCUGAAGUCACCGAGAAGCUCGGAAAACGCCUCGCCUGGCUUGGAAUUCAAGUCCGCGAGCUGACUGGCGAUAUGCAGUUGACAAAGCGCGAGAUUGUAGAAACUCAGGUCAUAGUCACAACCCCUGAAAAAUGGGACGUGGUGACCCGAAAAAGCACUGGGGAUACAGAGCUAGUACAAAAGGUACGCUUGCUGAUUAUUGAUGAGGUCCAUAUGCUUCAUGAUGAGCGUGGUGCGGUCAUCGAGUCAUUGGUAGCCCGUACCCAGCGUCAGGUAGAAAGUACACAGUCGCUUAUUCGCAUCGUCGGUCUUUCCGCAACUCUGCCUAACUAUAUCGAUGUCGCCGACUUUCUCAAAGUCAACAAAAUGGCCGGACUAUUCUUCUUUGAUUCCUCCUUCCGCCCAGUCCCUCUAGAGCAGCAUUUCAUCGGCGUGAAAGGCAAAGCAGGGUCCAAGCAAUCUCGCGACAACAUUGAUAUUGUGGCUUUUGAGAAGGUCCGCGAUAUGCUCGAGAGAGGGCACCAGGUCAUGGUAUUUGUGCACUCACGUAAGGACACAGUCUUGACUGCGCGCAUGUUGCGCCAAAUGGCCAUCCAGGAGGGAUGUGAAUCGCUAUUUAGCUGUCACGAGCAUGAAAAUUAUUCCAAUGCUCUUCGAGACAUGAAACACGCUCGUGCCCGUGAGUUACGGGAUCUGUUUGCCAGUGGCUUCGGUACACACCAUGCUGGAAUGACUCGAAGUGACCGAAAUCUGAUGGAGCGCAUGUUCUCUGAGGGCCUGAUUAAGGUGCUAUGCUGUACAGCUACACUUGCUUGGGGUGUUAAUCUUCCAGCUGCUGCAGUUGUUAUCAAGGGGACUCAGUUGUACAACCCGCAGGAAGGUAAAUUCGUUGAUCUCGGUAUUCUCGAUGUCUUGCAAAUUUUCGGUCGUGCUGGUCGUCCCCAGUUCCAAGAUACGGGUAUCGGUUUUAUUUGUACCACCCACGACAAGUUGAACCACUAUCUUUCUGCUAUAACGUCGCAACAGCCGAUUGAGUCCCGCUUCUCAAGUAGACUAGUGGAUAACUUGAAUGCUGAGAUCUCACUCGGCACAGUCACAUCAGUUUCAGAGGCAGUUCAAUGGCUAGGAUAUUCCUAUCUAUUUGUGCGCAUGAAACGCGAGCCACGCAAUUAUGGAAUCGAUUUCGCUGAGAUGAGGGAUGACCCCAUGCUGGUCCAAAGACGUCGUCAACUUAUCAUUCAAGCUGCUCUUGUUUUGCAAAAGAGUCAGAUGAUUAUCUUCAACGAGAAAACUGAGGAGCUUAGAUCGAAAGACGUCGGUCGGAUUGCCAGUCAAUACUACGUGCUGCAAACUAGUAUUGAAAUAUUCAAUGAAAUGAUGCGUCCUCGAUCUGGAGAAGCCGAUAUCCUGCGGAUGAUCAGUAUGAGUGGUGAAUUUGAUAACAUCCAAUCUCGCGAAAAUGAGUCGAAAGAGCUCAACAGAUUACGCGAGGAGGCAAUCCAGACUGAGGUGGACGGGGGCAAUGAUUCUCCCCAUGCAAAGACCAAUAUCUUGCUGCAGUCCUACAUUUCUCGUGCUAAAAUUGAAGACUUUGCUCUAGUCUCUGAUACUGGUUACGUUGCACAAAACGCCGCACGUAUAUGCCGUGCCUUAUUUAUGAUUGCAUUGAACAGACGUUGGGGUUACCAAUGCCAGGUUCUUCUGUCCUUGUGCAAGUCUAUUGAGAAACAGAUUUGGCCCUUCGACCAUCCGUUUCGUCAAUUUGACCUACCGCAACCGAUACUUAAAAAUCUUGACGAAAAGCUCCCAACCUCGUCGAUUGAGUCGAUGAGGGAUAUGGAAAUCGCAGAAAUUGGCCAGCUCGUUCAUAAUAAUAGGAUGGGCAAGACGUUAUCUAAAUUGCUGGAUAACUUCCCAACACUUACUGUUCAGGCCGAAAUUGCACCGCUGAACCGUGAUGUCUUACGCGUACGCCUUUGCCUCUACCCCGAGUUUACUUGGAACGACCGCCACCAUGGUGCUUCAGAGUCAUACUGGAUCUGGGUUGAGAACUCGGAAACAUCAGAAAUUUACCACCACGAGUACUUCAUUUUGAACAGGAAAAAGCUUUACGAUGACCAUGAACUAAACUUCACUAUCCCGCUUUCGGACCCGCUGCCCAGUCAGAUAUAUGUCAGAGCAAUAUCCGAUCGCUGGCUGGGCGCAGAGACAGUUACACCGAUAUCAUUCCAGCACCUCAUCCGCCCAGAUACCGAAAGUGUAUAUACCGAUCUUCUCGACCUCCAGCCUCUUCCAAUCUCUGCUCUCAAUAACCCAAUUUUAGAAGAGCUGUAUGGGCAGCGCUUCCAAUAUUUCAACCCAAUGCAGACGCAGAUAUUCCACCUUCUUUACCACACUCCAGCCAAUGUCCUCCUGGGAUCCCCGACCGGUAGUGGAAAGACAGUUGCUGCAGAGCUGGCCAUGUGGUGGGCUUUUAGGGAACGACCGGGUUCAAAGGUUGUGUACAUUGCACCGAUGAAAGCUCUUGUUCGUGAGCGUGUCCAGGACUGGAGGAAGCGCCUCACAGCAGCAAUGGGCCUAAAGCUUGUCGAGUUAACUGGAGACAACACCCCCGAUACACGCACAAUCCGAGAUGCAGAUAUCAUUAUUACGACUCCUGAAAAGUGGGACGGUAUCUCCCGUAGCUGGCAGACAAGAGAUUACGUCCGAAAAGUUAGUCUGGUGAUCAUCGAUGAGAUUCACUUGUUGGGUGGCGAUCGUGGGCCUAUUCUUGAAAUCAUCGUAUCUCGCAUGAACUACAUUGCUUCGCAAUCAAAGGGUUCCGUGCGUUUGAUGGGUAUGUCUACUGCCUGUGCCAACGCCACGGAUCUUGCAAAUUGGCUGGGAGUUAGGGAAGGGUUGUAUAACUUCCGACACUCUGUUCGACCUGUACCACUCGAGAUUUAUAUUGAUGGAUUCCCGGAGCAACGUGGGUUCUGUCCCCUUAUGCAGUCGAUGAACCGGCCUACUUUCCUGGCGAUCAAAAGUCACUCCCCGGAGAAACCUGUGAUUGUAUUUGUCGCUUCUCGAAGACAAACACGACUGACAGCUAAGGACCUGAUCAACUUCUGUGGAAUGGAAGAUAACCCACGUCGAUUCGUUCGCAUGUCGGAGGAAGACCUACAAUUGAACCUUGCGAGAGUGAAAGACGAUGCCCAACGUGAGGCUCUGUCUUUCGGCAUUGGUCUUCAUCACGCCGGUUUGGUCGAAUCAGAUCGUCAACUGGCUGAAGAGCUAUUUGCAAACAACAAGAUUCAGAUUCUUGUCGCAACGAGUACCCUCGCAUGGGGUGUUAACCUUCCUGCACAUCUCGUGGUUGUCAAAGGAACCCAAUUCUUCGACGCCAAAACCGAAGGCUACAAGGACAUGGAUUUGACUGAUGUUUUGCAGAUGCUGGGUCGUGCCGGUCGUCCACAGUUUGACUCAUCUGGUAUUGCCCGCAUUUUCACUCAGGACUCAAAGAAGGCCUUUUACAAGCACUUCUUGCAUACUGGUUUCCCGGUCGAAUCAACCUUACACAAGGUCCUAGAUAAUCACUUGGGAGCCGAAGUCUCCGCAGGUACCGUCACCACGAAACAGGAUGCUCUUGAUUACUUGACCUGGACAUUCUUUUUCCGGCGUUUGCACAAGAAUCCAUCCUACUAUGGUCUGGAGAUCUCGGCCGAUCAGCACAACUCUCUCGAAGCACAGAGCUUAGCCCAAGACUUUAUGAUUGACCUAGUCGAUAAGUCACUCGAGGAGCUCUCAGAAUCUACUUGUAUCGUAUUGGAUUCAGCAACAGGUGACGUCGAUGCAACCCCGUUCGGCAAGAUUAUGAGCUACUAUUAUCUCUCACACAAAACAAUCCGCUACUUGCUGUCCCACGCAAAGCCAGUUCCUACCUUUCAUGACGUGCUUAGUUGGAUGUGUUCCGCAACCGAGUUCGACGAAUUGCCCGUUCGGCACAACGAGGACCUUAUAAAUGCCGAGCUCUCUCGCAAUUUGCCUCUCUCGGUCGACCCAAUGGGAGAUCUACCCAUGUGGGAUCCGCAUGUCAAAGCCUUCCUGUUGCUCCAGGCAUAUAUGUCACGCAUUGAUCUCCCGAUCUCCGAUUACGUUGGCGAUCAAACUUCCGUUCUAGACCAGAGUAUCCGUAUUAUCCAGGCAUCUAUCGACGCUAUGGCUGAACUAGGCUACACACACGCAUGCUACACCUUUAUUAAUCUCCUGCAAUGCAUCAAAUCCUCUCGGUGGCCAGAGGACAACCCACUCUCGAUCCUCCCCGGCGUCGAUGCAAGCAGCGCUCCAUCUUCAUUGCCUAGUUCCCUCAACGCUCUUGUCUCCCUCCCCUCAGGCGCUAUCUCAUCUCUCGCUGCAAAGCUCCAGCUCCCACCAACAACAUCCAACCAAUUCGCCAAAGCCGUAUCCCAACUCCCUCAACUAUCGAUGUCCGUCCCAACUAUUACCUCCACGGGGAUCACCGUGUCCCUAACCCGCAAGAACCGCCCCAUAAACUCUGAAUACCGCAUCUACGCGCCCAAGUUCCCGAAACCCCAGACAGAAGGCUACUUCCUCGUUGUCUGUAGCGCCAAAUCAGACGGCCAGGAUGGCGACCUCCUCGCCUUGAAGCGAGUGUCGUGGCCCAGUACUAAGAACAACACUGGUCGCCCUGGUUCCAGCAAGCCGCUGCGGGAUAGGACAGGCCCGUUGUCGACAAGUUCUUCAGUCAAGUUCCCACGGAACCUGCCCAUGCCGAAGGGUGUUAAUGUGAAAGUGAUAAGUGAUUCGUAUCCGGGGAUGGAAUGGGCGAUCCCGACGGUAGAUGUGGAUUUGGGACCGCCGAGCCAGCCCGUUCCAGAGUCAUCGAAUUAUCCGAGGAAGGGUUAAAACGCACCUCUGAUUAGUUUUAGGCUAAGGAGUAACUUUCUUAUAGUUACGCAUCUAAUAUCCAAGUCAAGGUGCAAAAUAUCCAUUAUUUAAAUAUUGUAUGUAGAGAGAGAGAGUGAGUGUGUGUGUGUGUAAAUAUAUAGAAAUUUAUAGAUCCAAAAGAGCGGGUACUAAAGAACUCAUCAUGAUGGAAUUGCCGAUGCAAACCCCUAUAUAUAUAUAACGAACGAUCAUCAAGAAAGAAAACUCAGGGUCCAAAGACCCCCUAAAAUAUUGUGAAU
This is a messenger RNA of Aspergillus ochraceoroseus IBT 24754, 6366 nucleotides long. Its product is annotated as RNA helicase SLH1. Gene Ontology annotation, molecular function: ATP hydrolysis activity; ATP binding; nucleic acid binding. NCBI's taxonomy places the organism in Eukaryota, Fungi, Ascomycota, Eurotiomycetes, Eurotiales, Aspergillaceae. Bases 104 to 6085 code for a protein of 1993 amino acids. The record is from RefSeq and is a predicted model, not a curated record. The transcript has a single exon.